AUGAGAGAUGAAGACAUGAAAGCAGAAGACAAUGUUUCCACAGUGACGCAAUUUGUACUCCUAGGAUUUUAUGAGUUUCCACAGCUCCAAGGGUUACUAUUUUGGGUGUUCAUCAUCGUUUACAUAAUAAUCUUAAUUGGCAAUAGCCUCAUAAUAGUACUAACCAGGCUCGAUCCUGCACUGCAGAAACCCAUGUAUUUUUUCUUGGCAAACUUUUCCUCAUUGGAAAUUUGUUAUGUGUCUGUCACUCUCCCUAGGAUUCUGAUGGACCUUUGGACUCAGGAUAGAAGCAUUUCUAUGCUAGACUGUGCCACCCAAAUGUGCUUUUUCCUUAUACUGGGAGCCACUGAAAGUUUCUUCCUGGCGGUGAUGGCGUAUGACCGCUACGUGGCCAUUUGUAACCCCCUGCACUAUCCUCUAGUCAUGAACCAAAAGAUAUGUAUUCAAUUGGCUGUUGGCGCCUGGAUUGGUGGAAUCCCGGUCCAGGUCGGACAAACAUGCCAAAUUUUCUCUCUGCGUUUCUGUAAUUCCAAUCAAAUUAAUCACUUCUUCUGUGACAUACCCCCCAUACUCAAGCUAGCCUGUGGGAAUACUUUCAUACAUGAGUUUUUGGUCUAUGUAGUAGCUGUGCUAUUUGCUGCAAUCCCUUUUAUAAUGAUACUUGCCUCUUACAGCAAAAUCAUCUCCACUAUUCUGCGGUUGCCAACAGCCACCGGACGGACGAAAGCCUUCUCCACAUGUUCUUCCCACCUGGUAGUGGUGGUUUUAUUUUAUGGGACUGUUACCAUUGCCUACCUAAGGCCAAAAUCCAAUCAAACUUUUUGGGUGUUCAUCAUCGUUUACAUAAUAAUCUUAAUGGGAAAUAGCCUCAUAAUAGUACUAACCAGGCUCGACCCUGCACUGCAGAAACCCAUGUAUUUUUUCUUGGCAAACUUUUCCUCAUUGGAAAUUUGUUAUGUGUCUGUCACUCUCCCUAGGAUUCUGAUGGACCUUUGGACUCAGGAUAGAAGCAUUUCUAUGCUUGACUGUGCCACCCAAAUGUGCUUUUUCCUUAUACUGGGAGCCACUGAAUGUUUGCUCCUGGCGGUGAUGGCGUAUGACCGCUACGUGGCCAUUUGUAACCCCCUGCACUAUCCUCUAGUCAUGAACCAAAAUAUGUGUAUUCGAUUGGCCAUUGGCGCCUGGAUCAGUGGAAUCCCGAUCCAGGUAACACAAACAUGCGAAAUUUUCUCUCUGCAUUUCUGCAAAUCAAAUCAAAUUAACCACUUCUUCUGCGACAUACCCGCCAUCCUCAAGCUAGGCUGUGGGAACACUUCUAUACCUGAGAUAUUGGUCUGUUUUGUAGCCGUGUCGUUUAUUGCUAUUCCUUUUACAUUGAUACUUGCCUCUUACUGCAAAAUCGUCUCCACUAUUCUGCAGUUGCCAACAGCCACGGGACGGGUCAAAGCCUUCUCCACAUGUUCUUCCCACCUGCUAGUGGUGGUUUUAUUCUAUGGAACUUCUACCAUUUCCUACUUAAGGCCAAAAUCCAAUCAAACUGCAGGAAUGGACAAACUGCUCUCACUUUUCUAUACCAUAGUGACACCCAUGUUUAACCCCAUGAUAUAUAGCCUCAGGAACAAGGAUGUCAUCACAGCACUGAGAAAAUUAUUACUUAAAAAAACA
Messenger RNA from Pteropus alecto (black flying fox), 1665 nucleotides. RefSeq names its product olfactory receptor 10AG1. The record is from RefSeq and is a predicted model, not a curated record. Gene Ontology annotation, biological process: G protein-coupled receptor signaling pathway. Gene Ontology annotation, molecular function: olfactory receptor activity; G protein-coupled receptor activity. The annotation marks the transcript as partial. The transcript has a single exon. Gene Ontology annotation, cellular component: membrane. Lineage: Eukaryota; Metazoa; Chordata; Mammalia; Chiroptera; Pteropodidae.